UUUUUAGCAAUCAGUUUGCAGCAAACCUUCGGCUAAAAUAGUUCAACAAUUUUUAACUCUGCUUUGUUCGAAGUGUUUUUUUUAAUUUUGCAUUUUAAUAAAUAAAAGGAGAUGCACAGCUUCAUAUUCUAUAUAUUCCUCGUUUGGCUUAGCUGUCUUAGCGAUCUAACUGUGAUGUGCUACAAAAUACCAGAAGUUAAGCUUGAAGUACUACAGAACGGAUUUCGAGUGUCAAUACCGCAUGAGCCUGGCAUCGAAAAUGUGGCUUUCAAUAUCAAUCGUAAUCGGCCAUUUAAAGCCUUCGAACCGGGCGAGUAUUCCAAUCGAAUACGUACACAAAUCAACAAUCUGUGGUUUCUCGAGACCCAACGUCGCCUUCAAGAUGACGAUACCAUUUAUGUAUGGACCGAUGUGCAAUUUAAUAAAUCUCGAUAUCGCGAUAUUUCCACGCCGAUUGCAGUAAGUCAUGCGCUACGAGGCCAAGCUUCUCAAAGUGGUGCGAGCACUAUUCCUCCAAUGAUCGCAGUAAGUCAAGUACCGCAAAGUGUUAAUGAAAUUGCACCAACAACCACCACCGAAGAGCCGCCUGCCAUAGACCAACGAAAUGAUAAGUGCGAACCUUCAUUGACGACCAUUCACAAUCGUAAAGUAUGCAGGGGCCAACUUAUAUUCGAAGAGAAUUUCGACGGCGAUCAAUUGGAUGCAUCCCGUUGGCGUUACGAAGUACGCCUACCGCUUGAUAUCGCUGAUGCUGAAUUUGUAUUAUACGAUACAAAUGCAGAGCUUUCAAAUGGCUUACUGAAAAUCGAACCAAGACUUUGGGGUAAUGAUAGUCCAAAUGCGGACAUACAAAAGGGAGAUUUAAAUUUAGGAGCACGUUGUACAGCAUAUCAAAAUCCAGAAGUGGAAUGUCAACGACAUUCUUUCGGCAGAGUCGUUCUACCACCGGUGCUCUCUGCGCGCAUCAACACCAAACAUGCAUUCAGCUUCAAAUACGGACGCGUAGAAGUGCGCGCCAAGUUGCCACAAGGCGACUGGCUUUUCCCACUUCUCCUGUUGGAACCACUAGUCAACUAUUAUGGCCAACAACCCUAUGCCUCGGGCCAAAUGCGCAUAGCCUUUUUACGGAGCAAUCUAAAUCUACAGACAGGUAGCGGUGUUGAAGUGGGUGGACGUGUACUCCAUGGCGGCGCCGUACUUUGUGCCGAAUCAAAUAAUCGUGAUAAAUUUAUGGUGAAUACCAGUCGCGGUGCACAUUUUGGAGAAAGUUUCCAUAUCUAUUCGCUAACAUGGAAUGAUCGUCUUCUACGUUUGGAUGUGGAUGGACAAAAUUAUGGCACAGUAGAGGGGGGAUACGCACAAAUUGUAAAUGAUUUUAAUAAUGCUUGGGCAAACGGCAAUUAUAUGGCGCCCUUUGAUCAAGAGUUCUUCAUUACACUUGGUGUUGCCGCUGGUGGACAUGGAGAUUUUCCAGAUGAAUAUUCUUCGAAACCCUGGGUAAAUAGUUCACCCAAGGCGGCACUUUAUUUUUGGCGCGAUCGUCAUAAUUGGAAAUCAACUUGGAUCAGUCCAGCACUGCAGGUCGAUUAUGUGCGCGCUUACGCGAUUUAGAAGGCUGACGAAAACCGUCCAUCUUCAGUGAUGGUUAAAUUUAAGUAAAAUCUAUAAAUUUGGUAUUUUUAAUAUUUUUUAUACUGAAGUUUAAAAUUCAUAUUUAAAUUAUAUUUUUAGUUGUAUAAUUAGUUAAAGAAAAUGUAAAUAUAAAAAGAAAAUACCCAAGGCCACAAGCUAAUCUUAUUGGUACGUCAUCACGUUUAUUCUCCGGCACUACUUCGACACUCGUUUUAAUAAAUUGAAAUAUUUUUUAAAGGCAUG
Anastrepha ludens (Mexican fruit fly) is the source of this 1875-nucleotide messenger RNA. RefSeq names its product gram-negative bacteria-binding protein 1-like. The transcript is spliced from 5 exons. Bases 112 to 1611 code for a protein of 499 amino acids. Gene Ontology annotation, molecular function: hydrolase activity, hydrolyzing O-glycosyl compounds; carbohydrate binding. The record is from RefSeq and is a predicted model, not a curated record. NCBI's taxonomy places the organism in Eukaryota, Metazoa, Arthropoda, Insecta, Diptera, Tephritidae. Gene Ontology annotation, biological process: carbohydrate metabolic process.